Molecule: messenger RNA, 3555 nt
Organism: Phycomyces blakesleeanus NRRL 1555(-)
Lineage: Eukaryota; Fungi; Mucoromycota; Mucoromycetes; Mucorales; Phycomycetaceae
Exons: 16
Coding region: 1-3555 (1184 amino acids)
Biological process (GO): mitotic chromosome condensation; mitotic cell cycle; meiotic chromosome condensation
Cellular component (GO): nucleus; condensed chromosome, centromeric region
Molecular function (GO): histone binding
Source: RefSeq, a predicted model, not a curated record
AUGAAUGGCCAAUUUGUGCUUCAUGAAGAGCUUCUUCGACUUCAACAAGAUGCUGUAACAAACUAUUACAUUGCCAACGAGGUGGUCAUACAUGGCCGCAGUGACCAAGAACUGGCACGAUACCUCAAUGCCUUUAGAGCGGAAGUCAAGGCUACUUCAGAUGGCUUGGAAAACAAUGAAAAAGAAACAUUUCAAGAACAUCGACGAUACCUUGAAUUGUAUGGAUUCCUUGUUCACUGGUUUCUUCUAGCUGCUGAAGAAAAAACUACCAAUGUUUCAACAAAAUCAAAGAAAGGAAAGGCACGCACUGACGAUUCAGGUCGAUUUGAUUGGAGUACUCAAAAACAAAAAGCCUUUGAUAUUGUUGGUUGGAUGCUUGAAUUGAAAUUAACCAAGAUUUGGACCAUGACUCCGGACAGAAACACAUUUAUUAGUUUAUUUACCAAACCUGCUUAUCAGAUAUUUGAAAACCCUUCCAAUGCAAAGUCAAAUGAGAUAAAGAAGCGUGUAUUCAAAGUUCUGGGGAUGUGUAUCAAGAAUUACAAUCAUGCAUUCGCCGCUCAAACGAGCAUUAUGCAGAAUUUGCAGUAUUGGGAGCAUUCGGCAGAACCCAUGGCUGAGUUCCUUCAUUAUCUUGUGGAGCAACAAGGCUACACGCAGCUGGUGGAUGAAAUCAUUCGAGAAAUAAGUAACAAAGAAUUCAAGGAAACAGCCGCGAAAGAACUCAAAGAUUCUCCCAACGCAAAGACAUUUGCCAUGUUCCUUCAGAAAUUGGCCGAGUUAUUGCCAAAAACGAUUUUGAAGAACAUUGGUGUAUUGAUCCAUCAAUUGGAUAGUGAGUCGUACACUAUCCGAACUGCUAUCAUUGACAUUCUCGGAGAUCUUAUCGUAAAUCUAUCACAACAGUCAGAGGAGAAUACAGCAAAUGUGGAUCAAGUCAAUGGUUUCUUUGAUAUCCUUGAGGAACGUAUGUUGGAUCCUAUUGUGUUCUGUAGAACAAAGGUCCUCCAGACGUACCUAAAACUAUUAGAUUUGCGCACAAAAUUUCCCAAAAGACGACACACACUGGGUAUCCUUGCUCUUCGCCAUUUGGAAGACAAGAGUAGCUCUGUGAGAAAAUAUGCCAUUCGUGUAUUGACAAAGUUGAUCGCAACUCAUCCAUACAGUAUUUAUGGAGGAGAACUGGAUUUGGAAGAUUGGAAACAAAAACUGAAGAAAUUGAAGGCUGAAAUUGCAAAUGUAGAAUCACCUGAUAUGGCGUUAAUGGAGGUAGCAGUAUCGACGGUGCAAACAGAGGAGAGUCAGCCAAUCUCGACAGAUGCCGAGGACACUGAAAUGCCGCAAGCUGGGGAGACUAACGACAACGCAGAAAACGCAACUGAGGUCCAAGUUAAUGUUGAUGUUGCAGUGGAACAAACCCAGGCAGAAACACCGGCACAGGCACCAAAGGUCUUUGUUUCUGAAGAAAAGAUGCAACAGUUGAUCUUGAUGAAGACCUUCCACACGGAUGCUAUCCGCUUCAUUCAGCAAAUCCACACUGCCAUGCCAACAAUUCUACAGCUGCUGUCAUCCAAAACAAAGGCUGAAGUAUUGGAAGCCAUGGAUUUUUUGGUAGUGUGCUACAAUUACAAGGUUAAACCAGCAGCUGAUGGAAUUAAACGAAUGCUUCAUUUGAUCUGGACAAAAGAUACCAGUGAUGAGGGCAAGGGUGUAAAGAUGAAACUUCUGAAGAGUUACAGAAACAUCUACCUUGAAAUGGACGCAAAUCUCACAAGACGCGAAAACAUCAAUGUUAUUGCACGGAACUUGAUCAGAUUGACAUUCAAUACCACCCUGGCUGAGCUGACUUCAUUAGAACAACUUUUGACUAAUCUUAUGGCAGAAGAUGCUGUUCCAGACGAUGUGAUUGAGAGACUCUGGAGUGUUUAUGGCUUUGUUAAAGGACAUAUUCCAAAGGCUCAAAGACGAGGAGCAAUCAUCAUCCUUGGUAUGCUGGCCAAGGCCAAGACGGAAAUUGUUACAGAAAAGGUCGACUUGCUGCUACGAAUUGGAUUGGGUCCUUUAGGAAAAGAUGACUUGGCUUUAUCAAAAUACACUUGUAUUGCACUUCAAAGAUUAGCUGGAACUCGAACUGAAAAAGGUCGUGGAGUGCAUGAAGGUGUACGCUUCCCAAUGAACCAUGCGAUAUUUGCAAGAUUAAGAGAUGUGGUAGAAAGCUCUAACCACUCCAUGGAAUGGUUCAGCGUUACUGAGCAGGCUAUCAACACAAUAUAUCUGCUAGGUGAACAUCCGGACAUUCUUUGUGCGGAGAUGAUUAGAACCAAAACCAUCAGUGUGUUUGAUGAUAAUCAGGGCACAUCGGACACUCAAAAACCUUUUGAGGAGGAAAUCCUAGGUGAUUUGAUGGAUACUGACUAUGACAUGAGCUCAACCCAGCCGACCGCAACCUCGACUACAGGCACAGGCACGACUCAGUCUGUGCACAAUCCAGAUCAAAAGAGUGCAUUUGAACUUAGCCAGUUGUUUUUUAUUGUCGGUCACGUGGCAUUGAAACAAAUUGUUCAUCUGGAAAUUGUAGAGGCAGCCUGGAAAAGAAAAAAGACAUUAAAGGAUGUCGAGGAAGGAAAGAAACACACUUCCACUGAAGAAGAGCUUGAACAAGUGAAUGGAACUGCUGAGGAUGAUAUUGGUGAUGCAAUUACGCACAUACGAGAGAGAGAAAUCCUGUUUGGAUCCAAUUCUCUUUUGGCAAGAUUUGGGCCAAUGAUUACCGAGGUUUGCGCACGUAAUAAGAUAUACACGGAUCGUACACUUCAAAUCACUGCAACUCUUGCGCUUGCCAAGUUUAUGUGUGUGAGCUCAGACUUUUGCGAAAAGAACCUCCAGCUUCUGUUUACGAUUCUUGAGAAGUCCAAAGACCCUACGAUCCGUAGCAACAUUGCUAUCGCGCUUGGUGACAUGGCCGUGUGUUUUAAUACGCUCAUUGACGAAAACAUCUCAUUUCUCUACAACCGGCUUGGCGAUGAAGAUGGGCUGGUUAAGAAAAAUGCAGUGAUGGUCCUGACGCACUUGAUUCUAAAUGGAAUGGUCAAAGUAAGAGGUCAGAUUAGCGAGAUGGCCAAAUGUCUGGAAGACUCGGAUCAACGGAUUGCCGACCUUGCCAAACUAUUCUUUACCGAGCUGGCCACAAAGGACAAUGCGAUUUACAAUAACCUUCCUGACAUUAUCAGCAAUCUGACCAAUAGCGAGCCCAAAGUGGAAGAAGAAACAUUCCACAAGAUUAUGAAGUUUAUUUUCUCAUUUGAGUUUACAGAAAAGGAAAAACAAGCAGAGAAUGUCAUUGACAAACUCUGCCAACGAUUUUUAAAUACCAAUGACAAGCGAGUGUGGCGUGACAUUGCCUUUUGUCUAUCCCUCAUGCCAUUUAAAUCAGACCGAAGCUUCCGAAAGCUACUUGAAGGCAUACCUGCUUACCAAGAUAAGCUUCAAGAAGAAGCAGUCCACAGAAGUUUCCUAGAGAUUGUUGCAAAGGUAAAUCAAAGACGACCCAUUUAG